CCCCCCCGCCCCCCCCGCCCUGCGUGUGGGUGUGGCUAACCUAACUAAGGGUGUGUGUGUGUGUGAUAGAUUAGAUGGGUGUGGGUGCGACGUCGACGACUGUCCUGGUGGUGUCGACGUAGGUGAGCAGGAGGGCCCCCGCGUGGUUCAUGACCUCGCACUCGCGCUUCUCGGAAAUCAGGCGAUCGUCACAGCUGAUCCUGCACACACACAGACGCACACACACACACACGCACACAUCACCACACAGCCCGCAUCGCAUUCACACGCAUACGCCCAAUCUCUCUCACCAUUUGCCGUGGCCGCGUCUGACGAAUGCGCUGAAGUGCCCCACGUGCGCCUCCAGGCCGUGGUGGACCACCACCGACACGAGCUGGUAGCUGGGGGGCGGGGGCGGGGGCGUUGUCAGGCUCGGGAAGGUGGGGGUGCGCCGCACGCCAACGGGAGUACUCCUCCCACUUGUGACGCUCCUCGUACCGCCACCUACACACACAAACACACACACACACACACACACAGCCGCGGCAUGGUGGGGAUGGUUGUGCUGCCUGGUCCGGCAGGCAGUGGCAGUGGCAGUGAGUCGGACCAGUCGUAGUUGAAUUGGAGUUCUCGGCCGUACUCGAUGACCUUGUCCGUCUUGUGAGCCUGGUGCGCACCAAAGCCCGUCCGCUUCAAACUCAACACCAGGAUCUGACAGACAGAGACCCACCCCACACAAGCAGAGAGAGAAACGACACACAUCACCUACUCUGCGUGUGUGGUUUGUUGGCUGUCUGUCUGCGUUUGUUGCCUACGGGGGGCCAGGUCUCGACGAAGAGUUUGUGAUAUAUGUGCCGGUGCUUGGGGUCGGCGCGCAGGACCUUCUGAGGGUCGCGGUCCACCAGGGUGCAGCAGAUGGCGUCCCUGCAGAUGACGUGAGGCACAGGUGGUCAGUGGGAUGUGUCUGUGUGUGUGUGUGUGUGUAUGUGUAUGUGCGGCCUGCGUACUCGAUGGUUGUGAUUUCGGAGUCGGUGAUGGCGAGGUCGAGUGUCCAGAAGGCCUCGGGCUUCCACGUCAACUUGUUCUUGUCUGAUGGAUGGAGGGGUCAAGGCACACACACAGACAAGUGGAGUGGCCGAACGAACGAUUUUUGUGUCGGCAAAUCGGUCGCUCGUUCAGUCACUCACCGUUGUCAGACUGCACGACCCGCGACACCACGCCGGCAAACAGCUUGCUGAUGGGGGAUGAAUUGAUGUCCUCCAGAGUGUCGUUGCUGCACACACACACACACACACAGACAUGCACACCCACACCCCUGCCGAUGCGCAGCUUGUCAAGGUGGUGUGCCUACGCGUGGUUGGCGGCGGCUGGUGGAUCGGCGGACGAUGACGACGGUUUGGACGGCUGUGGGGGCGGUGGCGAAUGGGACGAGAGCCGCCCGAGGCUCUGACAAUACAAUACAAUACAAUACAAUACACCACCACCAAGCGAGAUAUGCACUCGCUCACUCACUCACUCACCCCUCGGCGGUAGAUGCUCUCUGUGUAGGUUGUUGAAUAGGUCGAGAAGAAACUCCUGCGGGUCGGAUUGCACACCACCAAAGGCAUGACCGGCUGCACACACCACACCACACCACACCACACCACAUCAUCUGACCUCCUGACACAGAUGUGUUGUGUGCAGUCAUCUGACUGAUCUGUGUGUGCAGGUGCAGGUGAGCGACCUCUGCCAUGUUGGUCGGAUUGGCUCUGCUCGAACUCCUUGAUGACAGUCUCGAAGAAGGCCGACGCGUAGAGGGCCGGGAGGGCCGUGUCCUCGCCAGCCAUCGACCCCUUCUCGGGACCCUUGUCGCUCAAACUCUCCGUGUAAGCCACCUGCACAUCUGUCACACACACACACACACACACAGAUGGACGUGCUGACGACUGUGCGCGUCUGUCUAUGUGUGUAUGUAUCGUCGCCUACAGCUGUCCCUGUCCUUAUGGUGCUCGAGGAUAAGCUGGCAGAUGUCUCGCAGCCUCUGGGUGCGCUCGCGCUCCUUGUCGAGACACGCCUUGUUCUUGGCGCGGUAGAACUCCGCGAAGAUCGCCCGAAACGCCGCGUGGAAGGGGUAGUGCAGACGGUGCUCUUUCGCCCACUCACGGUCGUACUGCGCCGCGUUUGCCAAUCCCUGACCAACCACACGCACACACAGGGCCCGACACACAGAACCGGUUUGUGUGCGUCUCUCUCUCCGCUGUGUGUGAGGGUCGAGACCUACCCUACCUCUGCCGAUAGCGAGAGGUACUCAGCGAACCACUGCAGCGGCAGCAUUCCCUGGAUCAACUGACGGACACACCACACCACACCAUACCACGUGUGUGUGUGUUGGCUGAAUGUUUGUUUACCGCAUUCACGUAGCAGUAGUUCUUGAUGUUUUCGAGGCCGCGGGGCUGCCACAGGGGCUCGCCAUCGGGCAGCGCCUCGUCUUCAUCCUACACGCACACACACACACACACACAACACACCACCGACGGGCGGAUGGAUUGUGAGUGCACCGCUGCAUGCCGGCCGGCCGUUUGGCUCACUCACUGACCCGUUUGAGCAGGAGCAUCUCCUUCUCGUACAUGAGGAUGUGGGACGAUACCGUGGCCAGGUGCGGCUGCCACUGAGGGUUAGAAUCAACCGCCGCAUUCGAGCGGCGCCGAACAUAUUGCUCAAACUGACCACACACACACACACACAGAGCCAAUACAGAUGACACUCGGCGCCACAGACACACACUUGCCCUGCCAUAACGCACCUUGUACACGCGCAGCCUCUCGUGUGGCUUGAGGUCCCGCAGUUCGAUGGUGCGGGCAUCCUUGAGGGCGAAGUAGAGGCCUCGUGUGAUGACGCUGAACUGCCCGCCCCUCACCACCAAGUUGCUCUUGACGCUGUCCGUCAUCCACUUGGUCGACAGCAGCCGCGGCUUCUCGGCAAACUCCAUGUCGUCACAGGCCUCCCCGCCCAUCCCCGCUGCUGCUGCUGCGGCGGCGGCGCCAGGGGUCACCACGGCCGAGGGCGUGCCGAGGGGCGGACCCCACUCGGACCCAGAUGACGUCGACUUGGGCGGCGGGGGCGAGGGACCGGGCAGAGACGCAGGCUUGAUGAUCGGCAUUUGCGGCUGCACCGCGCUGCCUUCGCCGUACCCCUCCAUGGUGCCGCCGCCAGAGGGGCUGUUGGUGGCUGACGGAGGGGUCGCCGAUGGAGAGGGGGAGGGCUGCCGGUCCGGGAAGGGGUCAGUGGAAGAGCCGGAGGGUAUGUCUGCAGAAGAGGGAGGGAGACGGCAGGAUGUGUGUGUGUGUGUGCCGUGCUGGUGGUGUGUUGGUGUGACGCGUGGAGUGCAAUGCGUACCAUUGUGCUGCUGCAGGUGGGAUUGCUUUAGUGCGUCCUUGAGGGCUCUGGCGAUCUCCUUGCACUUCUCCAGGGGCGGGCUGGUGGGGAGGUUGCUGUUGAUGAAGUCAACCAGGUCCGUGAUGCUCUGCACACAUACAGACAGACAGACAGACAGACCGGUCAUCUGGCUGUGUGUACGUGUGAGCAUUGAUCUGAUCCGUGUGCGUGGGUCUCGCGGCUCGCUGACCAUUGAGCUGACAUAGUCGAGGAUCUCCAGGGUUAUCAACGUGUCGCUCAGUUGGUAGCGAUGGAGUACGUCAGACACCGCUGAACAGACACCCACACAACGUACGAUGACCGAUCACUGAGAGGCUCCGUCCACUCCUUCCUCUCCUCACGUGUCGGAAUCCCGCCGCCACCACCAGCAGCGGCUGCCGCUGCCCCGGGCUCCUCGCCGCGACCCCUGUUUGUCUUCUGUCGCCCCUCGGCCGUGUCCACCUCCCCACCGUCAGACGACGUCUGAGUGCCACCGAGGGUCGGGAACUCUGCCGCAACUUUGGGACCGCUGCCACUGCUGUGACGCUUGCCGCGGCCAAUCCCGCCCCGCUGCCGGGCGAGACGCGUGUGUUGUUGAGGUUGAUGGAGUUCUGCUGCGGUGUGGCCUUGGGAGUCAGGAAGAGGGACGGGAAUGUGCCGCUCUCCACGGUCGAUGCGGGUGCGGCCGCCCCAGUUGCUGCUGGGAGGGGGUCGUCCCACACGCUCGUGGAUGCCCCGUUGUGUUGGUGGUGGCGGGAGUGGGGGGCUCUGCUGGUUGUGGGUGGCUUGCUGUUCCAGAAGCCCUCGCCACGUGUCGUGUUGAUCUUGUCGUGAGUGUCGACUGAGGGUCCCUUGCCUUGAUGAAGGGCUGGCGUUGCCACCCCUGGUAGCGACGGUGCCGCCCAAGAAGUCUUUGAUGUCCACUUUGACGCCGGUGAACUUCUGCUUGCCCUUCUUCUUCUGCUGCUGCUUGCUGGGUGUGGACUUGUCCUCCGUCGGGAAAUCCUGAACGAUCGGAGACUGAGAGGCGUCCUGAGUGAGACACACACAGAGAGGGGGGGGUUGAGCAUUCAGAGUGGGAAGGGGGAGAGGGAUGAGGGCUCAGCCUGUGUCUCGACCUGCCCAGCCUCCUUCUGCUCCUCAGCAGGCGGGACCUCUUCACUGAAGCCGUCUUCCCUCUGGAAGGACCCGAACUUGCCCGCCACCGGGGGGCGCGCUCCUGAGCCGCCUGGCCGGAAGAUGUCCGUCCGGGAAGCGCCCGCACGGUUGAUCUCGCUGCUCUCGGUGGGCGCAGCCGAGUGGUCUGCACAUGGACCGAUGGGAGGCACUGGCUGUGAUUGUGAUAGUGGUUGUGUUGUGUGUACCCUUGAGCAGUUACGGGGGGAUCUUGUGGUUGUCUGGGAGCCUCUGGCAGGACUCCUGAGGCAGGCAGAUCAGGACACACAUACACAGAUGUGAUGUGCACUGCACACUGGUAUGCAGUCAGUGUCUGGGUGAGAUGUCGAUCUGUCUGGAUCUGUCUGUGUGUCUGUCUUGUCGAAGUCGGCCGGCACGGAGCGGGGAUACAUACCUUGUCUUUGAACGACUUUAGGAAUUCGAUGGGGUAGAACCGGGGGCUCCCACUCACCAAACUCGUGUGACGCAACGACGGGGAUGCCUCGGGCGGCGCACUGCAAAACAGCAAACACAACACAAUACAAUACAACCACAACACACACACCAACAUGUAUGUGCAUUCCUCACAUGGCGGGCGCCCUCAUGGCGUCGUAGUCCGGGCUCAUGACAUCGCUGGUGCUGGGCCCGCCGACAGAGUUGCGCCUGUACACCCCCGCCGGCUGAUCCGAGUCCGUCUGCUCCUCCUCAGCCUCGCCCGCAUCCUUACAGUCUCCCUCCACACCCUCGUCCAUCGCGGCCCCGGGAGCACCUGGCGUCGCGACGGGCACUGGGGGCUGGGGCGGAGGGGAUGGGGAGAGGGAGAGGGAGGGGGAUGUGGUGUGGACUGCCUCGCCUCCGUCUUGUGGGCGGCCGCUGGGCUGACGGCGCUGGCCUUGACCUCGUCUGAAGCGGGGAUGGGCUCCUCGUCUCGGGUCGACUUUUCCUUGGGUGGCUCCUCAACCACGGCUGGCGCCUCCUUGGCCGCCCCCUGCGACUCUGCUGCGAUGGUGUCCUGCUUGGCAGGCACCAAGGGCUCCUCCCUGACCGGCUCCAUCACCGCCUCCUCCCUGUCCACCUUUGUCUUGCCCGCCGGUGUCUCGCGCCCGGCUGGCGCGGCCUCAGCCUGACCCAUAGGCACAGGGGCCUCCUGACCAGCGACAGCUUCCUCCUCCUUGGUCUUCGUCGGUGAGUGGCGGUGCUCGGGCGACGUAUCCUCGACAUGUGGGCCGACUGGUGUGCCGUCAGGCUCUUGGGCUUGAGGGGCCUGCACGCAACCGUGUGUGACAGAGCAAGGACACAGUGACAUCGAGAUGGGUGAGCGCUAUUUUUCUAGGGGUGGAUGCACCAACCUCUUCCUCGACGGGCAUCUCCUUCUUUGCCUCCCCUCCCGCACCGACUGUUCCCUCCCCCAGCGGCACCUCAGCUUUCUUGUUCUCCUUCUUGGCCUUCUGGACAACCUCGGCAGCUUCAACGACAGGCUCUGUCAUGCAAGCGAACUCUCCAACGGCCGCAGGGGGGGCGCUGGAAGCACACACAAAAGCAGGCAUGACAGCACAACGUGUGCAGGUGUAUGUGUGUUCGAUGCAACACCUGUCUGGUUGUCCCUCCUGUUGGUCUUCGAAGUCGGCUUGGUAGCCCUCGUCCGACUUGACCUCCUCUGACACGGGCUUUCCCUCCUUCUCCACUGGUGCUGGCCGCCCCUCAGCCUCCUUGGCUGCUGGCUGCUCCUCCCUGACGACGUGGGGCUCCUUCACCUCAGCUGCACACGUCAGGCAUUUGAGGAGGGACCAAGCCAUAUAUGACAAAAUUGCAAGACAUUCACUUACCCUCGUCUUUCUCUGUCUUCUUUUCCUCCUCGGUCGGCUCCUCUGUGUGCUCGAAAACUGUCGGUGGCUUCUCGGCGGUCUUCUUGUUAUCUUCCUCCUCGGGGAAGGUCUCCCCGUCGAACCUCCCCGACUUGGUCUCCGAUGACACCAUCACGACGGACUCGCGAGGGGGUCGGGCAGGUGGGGCAGGCUCCUCCACCUUCUCGUGACGCUGAGGGUCCUCAGACGGCUCUGGUGGCCGCUCCCCUUCCUCCUCCCGUCUCUCCUUGGACGCGUUGGGCUGGGCGGUCGAUUCGGGCACAUGGGGAGGGUGUGAGUGGUCGUCUUGCUGUCUACCACAGCAACACCACCCCUCACACCUCCCCACUCUUACUCUCGGGAAGCAAUUUCCCAUCUUCUCC
Vitrella brassicaformis is the source of this 6754-nucleotide messenger RNA. Lineage: Eukaryota; Vitrellaceae. The record is from the annotation of a GenBank genome assembly.